This is a messenger RNA of Trichosurus vulpecula (common brushtail), 930 nucleotides long. RefSeq names its product olfactory receptor 5B2-like. The record is from RefSeq and is a predicted model, not a curated record. The transcript has a single exon. Gene Ontology annotation, biological process: G protein-coupled receptor signaling pathway; sensory perception of smell. The coding region runs from base 1 to 930 and encodes 309 amino acids. Gene Ontology annotation, molecular function: odorant binding; olfactory receptor activity; G protein-coupled receptor activity. Gene Ontology annotation, cellular component: membrane. NCBI's taxonomy places the organism in Eukaryota, Metazoa, Chordata, Mammalia, Diprotodontia, Phalangeridae.
AUGGAGAACAGAUCUGAAGUGGAUGGGUUCAUCCUUACAGGAUUAACAGGUGCUCCAGGGCUUCAGGCUCCUCUCUUCAUAAUGUUCACCUUCAUCUACCUUACUACCCUGGUAGGGAAUCUGGGGAUAGUGGCUCUGAGCUCCUGGGAUUCCUGCCUCCACACCCCAAUGUAUUUUUUCCUCAGUAACCUCUCUCUGGUGGAUUUUGGCUACUCCUCAGCUGUUACUCCCAAGGUAAUGGCUGGGCUCCUCACAGGGGACAAGGCCAUCUCCUAUAAUGGAUGUGCUACACAGUUAUUCUUUGUUGGGGCCUUUGCUACUACUGAAAGUUUCCUGUUAGCUUCCAUGGCCUAUGAUCGUCAUGCAGCUGUCUGCAAGCCCCUACAUUACACCACUACCAUAACUUCAACAGUAUGUGCCUAUCUGGCCAGUGGUGCUCAUAUCUGUGGCUUUCUGACUUCCUCCAUAGUCAUAGGAAACACAUUUAGCCUUUCCUUCUGCAGGUCCAACAUAGUGCAUCACUUUUUCUGUGAUAUUCCCCCUCUCCUAGUUCUCUCUUGCUCAGAUAUUCAAAUCACUGAGUUGGUAUUCUUUAUUUUAGGGUCAUUCACUGUCUUUUUCCCAUUUCUUGUCAUCUUUGCUUCGUACUUAUUAAUCUUUAUCACUAUCCUCAAGAUCCAUUCUGUUGAAGGCCGCCAGAAAGCCUUCUCUACCUGUGCGUCCCAUCUCACAGCAGUGUCUAUAUUUUAUGGGACAAUCAUCUUCAUGUACCUUCAACCCAGCUCAAGUCAUUCAAUGGACAUGGACAAAAUGGUGUCAGUGUUCUACACCAUGUUAAUUCCCAUGUUGAACCCUCUGGUGUAUACUCUGAGGAACAAAGAUGUCAAGAAUGCUGUGAUGAAAGCUGUGAGAGGAAGACAACUUCAAUAA